Umbelopsis ramanniana AG is the source of this 2499-nucleotide messenger RNA. RefSeq lists its product as uncharacterized. The record is from RefSeq and is a predicted model, not a curated record. Lineage: Eukaryota; Fungi; Mucoromycota; Umbelopsidomycetes; Umbelopsidales; Umbelopsidaceae. The coding region runs from base 125 to 2362 and encodes 745 amino acids. Gene Ontology annotation, molecular function: DNA binding; zinc ion binding. The transcript is spliced from 8 exons.
CAAUUUUUCCCUGCUCUCCAAACCACCUUAAAACAUACCCACCUAUUCUUUCUCAACAAGUUUUCAACGCUAUACUUUGUGAAGUAGAGCUGAUAGAGGUGAAAAAACAGCUGGAUACUGAGCAAUGCCUAGGACGAAGGACGCAAUUGACCGAUCAGCCGAAUACUUGCGGUUUAUUCGGGAUCUCGAAGUCUUUCACGAACGACAUGGAACAACACUACAAGCUGAGCCUGUUUUAGGUGGGCAAAAGCUAGACCUACUCAAACUAUACAAGGAAGUAAUGGCUUCCGGAGGGUACCAACAGGUUACUCAAGAUCGUAUCUGGAAGCUCCUCGGCGAAAGUUUUGAGUUCAAAUCGACUUGCACCAACAGCGCCUAUGUCCUCAAAUCAGUGUACAAGAAGAAUCUACUUGGAUGGGAAAAGACAAAGGUGUGGGGACAAGAAUGGAAUCCUUCCAUGGCCGAUGAGCCAAAGACUGCUGCCAAGACAAAUAGCAAAGGUAAAGAAAAGGCUCGUCCGCCUUACACAAUCCCCAAGCAAAAAGAGCGCAGAAAGAACUCCAAAGGCAGUGACCUAAGUCCCAACUCAGCAGAGCCUACCAUUUUACCCAUCGCCCCUGUGCGUCGACCGACUUCAUUUCUCUCAGACAAGGAUACGUAUAACCUUUCGUCAGCCGAAAACAUGGAAAAUCUGGAUGCUUUUCUCAAUCAGCUAUCUUCCAUGCUUGAUGCUGCCGGUCAACCUCCAACCGUUGAGAAGCUAGUCAGUCCCUUAGAUAAAGUUGGAGAUCCAAAAGAGCAACUCUCGAUGAUAUGUAAUAUGCUGGUAUCCCGAAAGCCUGCAGACGUUCAAUCGGCCAUGGUCUACCUUUUAAAGCUGUCUUUCGAAUUGCCAGAAAAUGUUACCAACGACUAUCUCGCGGCCAUCGUACAUGCUCUGAUUCCAUUUGCUCAACCGGUAUUUUCAGAUCCGAAGUUGCGACCACAUCAGACGGAUUUGUUGGACAAUGAUGCCGAUACCAUGGAUUUUCAACAAGAUACAGACUCGAACGCAGCACCAGUUGACCUUGCACUAGCGUUUGAUGCUUUUCGCAUUUUGCGUAAUCUGUCUUUUGUCGACUCAGAUGCAGAAUUCAUGGCAUCUAAUACCAUUAUUCGGAAAAUGGUCGUUGCUGGACUCCUGCUACCAACAAACACUAAAUAUGUCGAACUUACACAGCAUUCAUUGGAUAUUCUCGACAAUAUUUCCAGCUAUGUCACAUUAUCACAACACGACGACUAUGCCACCAAUCUGUUGAAACUACUUUUUUCCAACGAUCGAGAAAUCAUCAUUGGUGUCUUGAAGGCACUGACAUACCUAGCUAUCCAAAAAACCGAUCAUUAUCCAUUCUUGUUUGAUCAUACUGAUCAUGUCAAGCGAUUGAUUCAGCUCCUCCUCAUUGAUGAUGAAGACCUCGUCACAAGAACCCUUGAAUUUUUUUACGUGUAUACUUCAGCGUGGCCAGAAUUUACCACUCAGCUACUUCAUAUGUACCCUGGUAACGGCAUAAGCUUACUGACAAGUUUUCUGACCUACGACUCUUCCAAACCAACUCCUCCUGAGCGAUCUUACCCAGCAUCAGCUCAGCCUGCCACUGACCUUUGUCAAGAUCGUGGCUGUAACAUUCCCAGUCUCACCCAUUAUCAGGAUAUGGAUGAGCCGUACCGAUGCCUUGGAUGGCUCAAGCAGAAAUUUGAGGUAGCCGAUUCAGAAUCCAACCUCUCUUUGGACGAUCUUUAUCUGUUGUACGAAACUCGGUUCGGCAUGGAACGGCCGCUUGACCUGACCAAGUUCCUUGUGGUGUUCAAGAUCGCCUAUCCCGAACUCACUGUGACUGGUGGAGACCUAUCGACAGCCGCCCCCGAACAAAUUGUUGUUCAUGGAAUUCAAAUCAAAAUGGCGAUCUUGGAAGAUUCUGACGAAUUUACUUGCAAGUGGUCCAACUGCGCACAGACCUUCCCUAACGAACUCCACUUGCAGCACCACGUUUUCAGCGACCACGUACCGCCAUGUACCAGAAGUGAACCGUACCAAUGCCAUUGGAUGGAGUGCUCAGAUAUCCCAGACGGUGAAUCGAAUACGCGUGAUUCUAUCGCCUCUCACCUCGGCACUCACUUUUUCGAACACCUUUGCGAGCACCACCAUGAUCAUGAGCAUCAUGGCAUUCCUCUUGCCACCGCAUUACUUUUGCACAACUUUGCACGACACAAAGGGAACUCUCCGUAUUUUGAGCCAUAUACCUGCCGUCUAAAGGGUAUGUUGGACAACAAACCUCACUUGGCCGGUAUCAUUCAAAACAUAUUGCAAGAACUGGAAACUUGACUGAAUCACUUUGCGUAUAUAUAAGACCCCCAUCCUUUUUGUAACAUAUUUUUAAUUUUAAAUACAACCCAUUUCACCAAUGGUUGAAUGGGAUAGCUCAACCAUGAGAGACCAAUGGAAAAAAUUUAUUAACCAGG